CUCCCCACUCCUCCUCUUUCCACCGAUGACGCAUCCUCUCGCCAUCGAUCCGAACGCAAUCAGGGACGUAAGAACCAGAUUUAUUUGGACCCUCGUUUAACUAUUUGCUAUAUUUUUUAACAAGUAUAGUUAUGCAACAUUUAUUUCAAAACCAUUUAUUUCAAAAUACAUGCUUCUGCAUAAUGUAGCUGUUUACAGAUUUCGCUAAUGAUAAAUCUCUCUUUUCCGACAAUGAGAUACAUUCCGUUUAAAGAGGUUUACUUUCUAUUUAAACACUAAAAAAUCUUGAUAAACAAAUUCAGUUCAACAAGAUUUCAUUAGAUAUUAAUUUAAAAAAUGUUCAAUAUUUAACAGCUUUAGGAAAAAUACAUAAUAAGACAUCAAUUCUGAAUAGUAAUUGAAAUAUAUGCGUGAAUUAGUCUUUACUAAUUGGUCCUAACACUCAUCGCGUGCUACUUUUACAAGCGAUUCAACAAUCGAGUUUAGCCAAAGCAAAAGGUGAGGUUGGAGCUGAAUCAAGUUCGCGAGUUGUUGCUGUUUACAUUCAUGAAUGAAACUCAUUCAGCUAGCGUUCUAUGAAGACACUCGCAUUCCCAUUCGCGUAGGAAACGAUCACGGGAUCAAAAUCGAGCGUCCGCUGAAGAUAUCAUUUUACAUCCAGCCACACAAUCGCCAUGUGGACGUCGCGGUCGCGUGAAAUCACUCCUGGGCGCACCGAGACUGACGAUCACGCGCUUGGGUCGCGGGGGCGCCGGGGGCGCGUCGGACGGGCCUGAGCGACGCCACGCGAUUGGUCGGCGACGGUCGCGCGUCCCGAGAUGCCUCGCGCGUGAAUCGGGCCUCCGUGGCUGCGCGCGACGACGCUCUCUUCCUUCUCCGUUCGGCGGUCGAGUGGUACGGCGGUGUAUUCGGGCAAUCGGCGAGGUCGCUCGAGUGUAUCGCGCUCCCGUGGUUGUGCACUGCGCCGUAAGUCGCGUCCUGUAAUUACGCGUCGACAGAUAAAUUGGGCGCGAUGGCCGAUCAGGAGAGCAAGGACUUCAGCGAGGACAUCGCGGAGCAGAACUUCGCGGAGCAGAACGGCGAGGCCGAGAACAACGGCGAGAACAGCAGCGUCGCGGAGAACAACCAAGAGUCUCAGGAAGACAGGAAAUUAUUCGUCGGCGGUUUAAGCUGGGAAACGACGGACAAGGAAUUGCGAGAGCAUUUCAGUGCGUAUGGCGAUAUUGAGAGCAUCAAUGUCAAGACAGAUCCGAAUACAGGGCGAUCGAGAGGAUUCGCCUUUAUCGUCUUCGCCAAGGCCGAAUCUCUCGACAAGAUUAUGGCCGCUGGUGACCAUGUUAUCAACAACAAAAAAGUUGAUCCUAAAAAGGCGAAAGCCAGACAUGGGAAGAUAUUCGUCGGCGGGCUUUCGACUGAACUCUCUGACGACGAUAUCAAGAAUUUCUUCUCACAAUUUGGAACAAUCGUUGAGGUAGAGAUGCCGUUUGAUAAAACCAAAAACCAGAGGAAAGGAUUCUGCUUCAUCACUUUCGAAUCCGAGCAAGUAGUCAAUGAGUUAUUGAAGACUUCAAAACAAACGAUAAAUGGUAAAGAGGUCGACGUGAAGAAAGCAACGCCCAAACCUGACGGAAUGAUUGGUAUGCGCGGUGGACCUGGUGGUCGUGGCGGUCGUGGCGGCAGGGGUGGUCGAGGCCGUGGUUUCGGUCAAGGCGGGUGGGGCCAGGGCGGUUAUGGCGGCGGUUACGGCGGCGGCUACGGCCAGGGAGGAUACGGCGGCGGUUAUGAUGGAUACGGCGGAUACGAUUAUUACGGUGGUGAUGGAUACAACUAUGGCGGUGGUAAUUACGACGGUGGCUACAGUGGCGGGCGCGGUGGCGCACGCGGUAAAGGUAUCGCAAGCCGCGGUUUCCGUUUACAAUCACAAUAUUACAACUCGUCCAAUCAUUCCAUUCAAUAUACAUCAACAUCGGCCAGCAUUAAAAAAAACAGGACUCGAAUAGCAUAAAAAUUUACAGAAAUCGUAUUCCAAUAUUUUGUUGAUUUUGUUUUUGUAUAUACAAUACGCGCUUGCUUUUUUCAACUCACACAAAAACAUUUACAUGUGCGUGUGCACACGCAUCGUGUAUCGUGAAUACGUAUAGUGGUAGAUUAUUUUAAUUUUUUUUGUACAAGAUGACACGGCGGAAAAAGAAAAACCAUCGUAUAUGGGUGAGCAGGCGAUGUAUCUUUUACAUAGCAUGCGCAAAAAAAACAAAUCGAGCUGUUUAUAACGACCGUGUGAAAUAAUACAAAGGAUUACUUCUUCCUUAUUAGUAAGAUAUAAUAAUAGGAUUAAAUAAAUUCGUUUUGUGUACAUAAUAUAUCUCUCAUAUAUAUACAUUUGUAGUUUUGCUCUGUGACCUCCUAUUAUGGCAACUUAAUACUUUUUCUUUUUAUUAAACACGACAUGUACACAAGAUUUGUCUGAAAAACGUAGAGAUCAUCAUUUAUACACUAGAUUUGAAUAAAAGACUGACACACGCAUAAAGAGGAAUUUAUCAGACUUAUUAAUAGAAUUGAUGCUCCACCGAUUCCGUCGUAACACACGCGUAUGCAAGCUCGGCAUUGCAAACUCGCUAUUACACAUUUAGCAUGUGCUACAGCAGGAUCCUGCUCGAUUAUAGAGAACCAACGUAUAUACAUUAUAUUUAUAUACCGACAAGUUCAUUCUAAUACGGCGAGAAGAUGUCACAAUAAAAUUUUUAAAGUACAACAGACGAUAUUGUAUCGAGCAUACAAUAUUGGAAUCAUGUAUUUUUGUCCGAGUACAUACUGUUCUGAUCUUAUGUCACUGAAGUAUUACAUAAUAUAACUUUAAAGAGUGA
Molecule: messenger RNA, 2864 nt
Organism: Vollenhovia emeryi
Lineage: Eukaryota; Metazoa; Arthropoda; Insecta; Hymenoptera; Formicidae
Gene: sqd
Product: RNA-binding protein squid
Exons: 8
Coding region: 1013-2005 (330 amino acids)
Biological process (GO): regulation of gene expression
Cellular component (GO): nucleoplasm
Molecular function (GO): RNA binding
Source: RefSeq, a predicted model, not a curated record